CUCUACAUGAAGCUACAUAAAUAGAAAGUUUCAUUUUCAAGAUUUCAUAGAAAUCAUCUACAUGAAGCUAAUAUAAACAUGAUGGAAAAUUUAGAGUUAUAAUUUAUGCCUCUGUUUCUGUGUGCUGCUCUGUUCUGCUGUAUAUGUGCCUCUGUAUCUAUGUGCAUGGUGAAAAUAGUGAAAAGGAACCAUUAUCUGGAACUGUUCCUGCGAGACGGUUGUUUGAUAGAUCCCUGCAUAACAAUGCAAUACAAGAACAUCACAUAUUUAUAUAUGCUAUAUAUACAUAUUUAUAUAUGUUUUUUUUUUCCUUCAUUUUUUAUGUCUAGUCCAGGCAUGAACUUGAUAACUACAAUUAUUGGGUUUGGAAUGAUUGCCACUUUCAUUGUGUUUGUCUGCUCCAGACUGAUCUUUGGGAGGAUUAGAGGCGUUGGCUCAAGGCAAAUGUCUGAGAUUGAGUCUAGGAUUGAUCUUGAACAGGCUGCUAAUAUAGAAGCUGAAGGCUCUGGAAUUCCUGAUUGUGAAUACCAAUUGACAAAGCAUGAAGUUUCCUGUCUAGGGCAUGGAAAAUAUAGUGAAUGCAGCACCACUGAAUCAUCUGAUGAUAUUGAGAAACAAGAGCUUGAAGACGUCUCAGAUGAAGAUGAUACCUCCUAUUUUGACACAAUAGAGAAUUUUUCUGAAACAACUCUUAGUUGUGGGUCUGUUGCUGGAGUUACAGAUAACAUCAGUAAGUGUAUGGGACCUGAAAAGCAAUUUGAUGAUAGGAAAAAUUUGAAUGCUCAGAAGGAAGCUAUUAGCUCCACAUAUCCACAAAUUGAAAGGCGAAAGAAGCUUCCAGAUCCGGUUGAAAAGGAGAAAGGGGUCAGUCUUUGGUCCAUGAUCAAAGACAAUGUAGGAAAAGAUCUAACGCGAGUUUGUCUCCCUGUGUACUUCAAUGAGCCAAUAUCAUCUUUACAAAAGUGUUUUGAGGAUUUGGAGUAUUCGUAUCUGUUGGAUCGUGCAUAUGAGCAUGGAAAAGCGGUAUGAUUAUAUGUUCGUUACCUCUUAUUGUCUUUGCUUAGGGGGUAGUGUAUACUAGUGUCUGUAAAUUGUCUUUUGUUUCAUUUCAUUGCAUUGUCUUUUCCUCUAUUAGACGUUUGAAGUGGGUUAGUUUGGAUAUGCAUUGGUUUAAUAUUACUAAUGUAUUCCAUUAUGUA
Messenger RNA from Camellia sinensis, 1199 nucleotides. Lineage: Eukaryota; Viridiplantae; Streptophyta; Magnoliopsida; Ericales; Theaceae. The record is from RefSeq and is a predicted model, not a curated record.